CAAUUGUCUCCAGAUGCAACAUACAGGUACAACAACAGCCACAUGAUGCCCCAAUCGACAAGAGGCCGAAAACCGCGGGCUUGCGACUCGUGUCGCAGAAAGAAGAUUCAAUGUGACCGAGCUGUACCGCAAUGCGACUACUGCCAACAUCAUGGCUUGACCUGUACAUACAACCAAGCCGCAAAGACAACAGGCUCAGCCCUUCGGUAUAAGCUCUCAAGCUUUCCGAAAACCGCAUCGUCGAGUGAACGGCUCAGUUCUUCUGAACAAGAUAGUGAUGCGGAGUUCACUCCUCGCGCUAGUGAUAUUCAAGAUCAUAACCCUACUUAUCUAGAAGGCUUAUGUCUAUUGAACGGUUAUCCACUCUUCGGCCAGCAAGCUCAAGAAUGGAUCAGAAGCAGAACAGGCUCAACGAUAUCACCCAGCAUCAUCGGGAAAUAUCGCCUUCCUUACCUAUGUUCUACGAGACCACCUCUUGUGAACGAUAGGGUUUUGAAACUACCCGAUCCUCAGAUUGUUGAGGAGUUAGCAGCGCGAUUUUGUUCGUCUACACAAUCACUUGUCUUCCCACUACUCAGUCUGAAUCGCUUUAUGAGCAAGACUAUACCUCUCGCAUAUACAGAGUCAGCCGGCAGUCAUCUCCAUACCAUGAGUGCCAAGUCUUGUGUGUAUGGAGUGCUGAUUAUAAGCGAUAUCUUUGGUCUUGACACAGGCGACGAUAUGAAUGACAUAAGCUGCUGGUGUCAAAGAUAUGCUUUGGAAAUCGAAGGUUCAAUACCCGUGAUCUUACGCGAGAUGAGGGUCGACGGGCUUGAAUCGUUGAUAAUGCUCAUGAUCUACAAAUACUUCAUGGGAAACUUGGAAUCCGCAUGUUUUCUUGUCUCGAUCGCUUCACGCUUUUUGUUCCAACUUGGAGCCCAUGUUUCUCCUUCACCUUCAGGACCCUACGACAAGAACAUCGAGGUUCAUCAUAUACGUGACCUCUUUUGGGUCUGCUAUUGCAUCGAUAAAGACCUGUCUCACAGGACUGGUCAACCACCUACCAUCAAUGAUGAUCAUUGCGAUCUCAGCUUACCUCCCAACUAUGUCCAAAUGCAAAGCUCCAAUAUCUUAAACUCUAGUCCAUGCCCUGAUCGCAACUCCUCUACCGUGCCACUCUACCCAUGGGACAUUCGACUCUCCAUCAUCAAAUCCAGGAUUUAUAACGACCUUCACUCGAUAGGCGCCUCCAGACAAUCGGAAACAGAAGUCUUGAGAAGGAUCCGGUACUUAGAUGAACAGUUGGAAGCCUGGAGGGUAACACUGCCUUCUGACCACAGACCAACCUUGUCAUUCCUGGAGCAGACGCCUGUUGACGCCCAUACAAACACUCAGGCAAUCAUGCUCCGACUAUCGUAUCAUCAUUGCGUUAUCCUUAUCCAUCAAGCCCGUUGCAGAGUUUUCCCGUCAGAUCAUUCCGCUAUGAGCUUGAUAGACGACGGCCAUAGGAUAAACUUUCAGAUUCUAGUCGACGCUUCAAGAUCUAUCUUGAUCUACCUGGAAAAGGCAUUGCCUGUACUAGCCCACGAAUGCUUCUGGGUCAUCAUCUUCUAUCCGAUGACUGCAAUCUCGACCAUCUUCUCUGUCGCGCUCCUCGACAGCCGAUCGGAUCCAGGGAGCGAAAGACUAAAGCUGCUGCAAGGCUUUACGCGAUUGAUUAGACAAAUUCCUAUCAAGAGGCUUACAGUAGCGGAAAUAUCUCAUUUGGAGUUUAUUGAAGAGGUUGUCGGGGAGAUGAGCAGAUUGGUAUUGGCUGCGCAGUGAGGAGAUCCGUCAUGCUAGCAGGUAGUGUCGAGUAACAACGUCAUGAAGCGCGAACUAGUCCAAAACCUACCGAUCACGAAUGCAAGACUAAUUCCGUACAAUGAUCCCAAUAUCCUCAUCAACCCAUAAAGAUUAAUAACAACAACGGCCUUAAGAUGCUACCUCCGCUUCUUUGACCGCGUUAACUCCC
Molecule: messenger RNA, 1993 nt
Organism: Fusarium redolens
Lineage: Eukaryota; Fungi; Ascomycota; Sordariomycetes; Hypocreales; Nectriaceae
Product: fungal-specific transcription factor domain-containing protein
Exons: 6
Coding region: 43-1803 (586 amino acids)
Biological process (GO): DNA-templated transcription; regulation of DNA-templated transcription
Molecular function (GO): DNA-binding transcription factor activity, RNA polymerase II-specific; zinc ion binding; DNA binding
Source: RefSeq, a predicted model, not a curated record